Messenger RNA from Apis laboriosa (Himalayan honeybee), 513 nucleotides. Lineage: Eukaryota; Metazoa; Arthropoda; Insecta; Hymenoptera; Apidae. The record is from the annotation of a RefSeq genome assembly.
AUUAUAUUCACAACAUUAAUUUUAAUAAAAACAAUUUUUUCAUCAAUUAUUUCAAUUAUUUCAAGAAUUUAUUUAAAUAACAUUUUUAAUAAUUCUAUAAUUUUAUUGAUUUAUUUAAUUAUAUAUUCAAUUUAUUUAUCAAUUAUAAUAUAUAUUUCAUGUUCAAUAAAUUCUUUAUACAUUCUUAUAAUCAUAAUUGUAUUUUUAAGAGGAAUAUUAGUUAUAUUCUCAUACUUUAUUUCAUUAGUAAAUUAUCCAUUUAAACUAAAAUUAAAAACAUUUAUUCAAAUUAUAUUUAUAAUUUUAGUAUUUAUAAAAUUAUCAUCAAGAUUUUAUAACUUUAUAGACGCAAAUUUAUACACAAACAUAAUUAAAAAUUCAGAUUUAUUUCUUUUAUAUACUAAAACAAAUAUAAACUUAUUUAUUAUUAUAAUUAUUAUAUUAAUUUCAUCACUAAUUUUGAUAACAAAAAUUUCUUAUAUUGAAAAUAAAACUCUUCGAAAAAAAAAAUAA